CACUUCCCCUAUUAGCAAUAUCGACUCUCUCCUCCUCUCUCUCUCUAUAUCUCUCUCCAAAAUCCUAAUCUCUCUCUCUCUCUCUGCCCCAAAGGAUGUUAUAGAUCUGCAGAUCUGACUCUCACAAAAGCAGAUGCUAUUUGGAGAGAGAAGGUAAAUAGAAGCACAGAAAGUCUUUCUAUUUUUGGGUUUAUUGCAUCCGUUUGGAUGUGGAGGAGAAUGGGCGGCUCGCUUGGAUGAGAUGAGGGAUGUUAUCAGGGUUGAUGAACUUUCUGAGGUCCUGUUGGCGCUCGUCGUCAGAUCGGUAUGUUCAUACGGGAUCAGAUGCUGUGGGACGCCAAGACGGGCUUCUAUGGUACAAGGAUACCGGCCAGCACUUGAAUGGCGAGUUCUCCAUGGCCGUAGUUCAGGCCAACAACUUGCUUGAGGAUCAGAGCCAGAUUGAGUCGGGCCCUUUGAGCUUGCAUGAGUCGGGGCCCUAUGGAACCUUUGUUGGUGUGUAUGACGGGCAUGGAGGACCUGAGACGUCGCGGUAUAUCAACAAUCACCUCUUCAACCAUCUCAAGAGGUUUACGUCGGAGCAACAGUCAAUGUCAGCAGAUGUUAUACGGAAAGCAUUUCAGGCGACAGAAGAAGGGUUUUUCUCUGUCGUCACCAAACAAUGGCCUACAAAACCCCAGAUUGCGGCAGUUGGAUCUUGCUGUCUGGUUGGUGUGAUCUGCAGUGGAACUCUAUACAUUGCAAAUGCUGGAGAUUCGCGUGCGGUAUUAGGGAGACUAGUCAAGGCAACUGGAGAGGUUCUGGCGGUCCAGUUGUCAGCAGAGCACAAUGCAUGCAUUGAGUCUGUUAGACAGGAACUGCACUCAAUGCAUCCAGACGACUCGCAGAUUGUAGUUUUAAAGCAUAAUGUCUGGCGUGUAAAGGGCCUCAUACAGGUAUCUAGAUCUAUUGGUGAUGUAUACCUAAAGAAGGCUGAAUAUAACAGAGAGCCUUUGUUUGCUAAAUUUCGCCUUCGUGAACCUUUCCGAAGGCCGAUACUGAGUGCUGAACCAGCAAUCUCUAUGCACAUGCUGCAGCCACAUGAUCAAUUUGUUAUAUUUGCAUCAGAUGGGCUUUGGGAGCAUCUUAGCAAUCAGGAAGCUGUCGACAUUGUUCAAAAUCAUCCACACAGUGGGAGUGCACGGAGACUUGUGAAGGCUGCACUGCAAGAAGCAGCCAAGAAAAGGGAAAUGAGGUACUCGGACUUGAAGAAGAUUGACCGUGGGGUCCGGCGGCACUUCCAUGAUGACAUCACAGUUAUAGUUGUGUUCCUUGAUUCGAACCUUGUGAGCAAGGCCAGGGGCCCCACACUUUCUGUGAGAGGGGGCGGGGUCAACCUACCUGCGAAUUCUCUCGCCCCAUGUGCCACACCCAUGGAACAUGGCUCCACCUAAUGGAGCCAGUUCCUGUCUACAAACUAACAAGACCCAUUUGGAUAUCCCCAAGAUUCCUCCCUCGCUGACCCACCAUCCAAUGGUACCCACGAUAGAAGAAAAUGGUGGGGCAAUGUCUUCAAUUCUAUAGAGUACACUGUGAAAUAUAUAUAUAUAUAUAUAUAUAUAUAUAUAUAUAUAUAUAUAUAUAUAUGCAGAGAAUGUCAAGCUUCCCUUCUUUACUCAAUGCUUAUAAUUAAUUAGGGACAUGUACUUUUUUUCUUUCUUUGUUUUUUCUUUUUUUUCGUUCUUUUUUCUUUUAUUGAAGUUUAUUAAGAGCAGCAAAGGAAAAGAGCUUUUCGAGGUGACACAAAUUAUUUUCUAGGACAGUUGUUUCUAUUCAUUUUCCUAUUUUCUUGUGGGGAUCUUUGGCUUUGUAAAUUGUGUGAAACACCUUUUGGAAAUUUAAGUUCCUUGCUUUUCUUUUC
This is a messenger RNA of Magnolia sinica, 1900 nucleotides long. Its product is annotated as probable protein phosphatase 2C 60. Bases 249 to 1433 code for a protein of 394 amino acids. Gene Ontology annotation, molecular function: protein serine/threonine phosphatase activity; cation binding. NCBI's taxonomy places the organism in Eukaryota, Viridiplantae, Streptophyta, Magnoliopsida, Magnoliales, Magnoliaceae. Gene Ontology annotation, biological process: protein dephosphorylation. The record is from RefSeq and is a predicted model, not a curated record. The transcript has 5 exons.